Molecule: messenger RNA, 1623 nt
Organism: Colletotrichum gloeosporioides
Lineage: Eukaryota; Fungi; Ascomycota; Sordariomycetes; Glomerellales; Glomerellaceae
Exons: 1
Coding region: 1-1623 (540 amino acids)
Biological process (GO): regulation of DNA-templated transcription
Molecular function (GO): DNA-binding transcription factor activity
Source: RefSeq, a predicted model, not a curated record
AUGUCACAGAGGGGACCUGCACCUACAUCUCGGCCUCCAUCGCAGUCACCCCCUCGCCCUUUCCAACAAAGCUCUCUUCCAGGACAACAAGAUGUUGCUAGGGAUCCGUACGCUCCACGGUCGUCGUUGGGCAUCAGAGGCUUGAUCAACCCCUCCGAGGCACACGCAGAAGGGUACCAGGGGGAGACGUCGCAACCUCGGAGUGCCGAGCCCCAGGGCUCGCCCUACGGCAUGCCCCCGAGACACUACAGCACUUCGGAUCGACCAUACUCGUUUCCUGGUCCCCCGGGAUCACAACCAGUAACCCCAGCUGGGCACCCAGCCACGACACCUCUUGGGUACACUCCCUCGGAGAGCUCGCCAAAGGGCGGCUUCCCCUUUCCGACGAUGGGCAGGCAAGUUCUCAGCCCCAGGGAAACACGAGCAGCCAGCGUCGGUCAGGGAAGCAUCAAGGGUCACGAGGGCCAGCAAACCCCCUUCCUACCUCCUUCGGCGCCGCGAGCGAAACGUCCUUACGAGGAGGAGCCAAGUCGUCCGCCGCCCGGUCUCCCGUUCUCCGGCCCGCCAUCCCUCGGUCCUCCACCUUCGACCAUGGGACCGUUGACGACGCCCCCCCGAUCCAUGUCCCAGCCAAUGGUUGGACAGCUACCGCAUGCUGAUAGGCCUCAGCUGCCUCCGAUGGCACGAGAUCCCAGAGGACCGGAAUACCAGGGCCAGCAAGGCAUGAUGCCUUCCGGGCCCAACUACCCGCCACAAGUCUCUCCCCCCGGCCCCGUGUGGUCGGCCCCUGGGAGCGGAACGGCCUUGUACCAGAGCCUGCGGUCCGAAUCUGCAAAGGCGGUGAUGGAGGGCGGGAUAAUGUUCAGGAUUGGAGGGGACAGCGGGAUGGUGGUGCCCGUCGACGUUCACCAAGCAUCGAAGCAGGCGGACGAGAAGCGGCAACGCAACGCCGGCGCGUCCGCGCGGUUUAGGCAACGGAAGAAGGAAAGAGACGCAGAGCAGAUCGCCACCAUGAACAAGCUGGAGCAGAGGAACCGGGAGUUGGAGUCUCGCCUGCGGGACUUGACUCAGGAGAGAGACUUUUACAGGGAUGAGCGGAACCGGUUGCGUGAGGUGGUCCUGCGCACACCACUCAGUGACAUGGCGAACGGGCCACCCAGCCCGACGUCUUCACGGAGUGGUGGUUCGAUGGCAGAGACCAGCCCAAUGGCGCAGGCACCCAUCCUCUCUCACCCCCAGCAGGGCUACGCGUCAAGCGAGUCGUCUGUGGAGAGACCGGCACGACGACGGAGGACCGACUCUGCGCCGACGCCCGAGUUCUCGGUCCCGUCGUACGGCACGCCGGUUCCCCAACCGGGCAACCUGCCUCCGAUGCAGGCUGGAGCGUACGGCAUGAUGCAGCGCCCACCUUCGACGGCCCCCGGUGGCGAGAGACUGCCUCCUCUCCGAGCUAUGGAAGGGCCCUUCGGAGCUCCCGGGUCAGAGCCGGGAAUGGUUCAAACCCCCGGCGGUCCGAUGUACCCCAGCUACACCCGCGUCCCCCACGAGACGGGGUUCGCCAGCAGACCCCCUGGCCCUCCGCCUCACCACGGACACCAUCCGCAUGACCAGGGCCAGCGGUGA